Messenger RNA from Oppiella nova, 1185 nucleotides. The record is from the annotation of a GenBank genome assembly. NCBI's taxonomy places the organism in Eukaryota, Metazoa, Arthropoda, Arachnida, Sarcoptiformes, Oppiidae.
UUUCAAUUCAUAAUCCCUGUCCACCCCUACGUACCUGAAGUGUUGUCGACUUGUGAAGAUUGGAAAGCCGUUUGUCAAAAUGCUCAGUACUCGCAAUUAGAUAACUAUUACUGUUACGGGUCGUCGGUCUUCUUCUAUGAGUCCACUCCCGUGGGUUGGGAUGAGUCGAGACAACUGUGUUCACAGAAAUUCAGCGCCAAAUAUGAGGCAGAUUUGGUUCAGCUCUCAAACGACAAGAAGGAGGCGGCAAAAGAGAUGAUGAAGAGGUUAUAUACAACGGGAAUUAUCACAGUCGAGACGAUUGAAUUAGCGACGAGUGGUGUGUGUUGUAUGAGGAAACUGACAGCCGACGCGUUUGGCACCGACUGUCAGUGGUUGGCCACCGGUACACCCAUAGAGAACACUAAAAUCAGUUCCCAAGACAAAUGUAUUAUAUAUACAUGGUUUCGAAAAGGUGGCCGACACAUCACAUACCUACCUGUGCGCAUACAAUGCUCCGAAAAAUUAGCACCGCCGGUAACAACUAGUACGCCAAGUGAUACAACGACAGUGUCCGGGAGUAGUACCACUGAUAUAUCCCCGGAUCAGACGACAACACUAUCUCCGGCUGAUAUCGACAAAGUAUUGCAGGAAUUGGAGGACAAACUAUCGGACCCAAAUAUAACCAAAACAGAAAUACUGAACUGUUCCGGAGUAUUGAGCGACAUUCUGACGGGCGGUCCCCUCGUAACCAACAGCUCAUUGAAUCGGACACUGAAUAUAAUCGACAAUUUGCAGCAAAAAGUGCACAAUAAGAUCAAAGACACGGAUUAUUUACGAAAAUUCACUGAAAAUAUUGUGCAGAUUUGCAGUAAUGUACUCGACUGUGACCGGGCCUGGGAUCAGAUCAAUCACAACGACGUUAAAUCCAGUUUUAGUUCAAAUAUAUUACAGUAUAUGCAGAGGAGUACGUUUGCAUUGGGCUGUACGGAGCGGACGGACACUUCGCACAAACCAAUAAAAAGAAACAAUAUUGUCGUUCAGACGUUUACAAUGGACUACAAUAAGACGACCACAUUUCAAGUCCAACACAUGGACUCCUCCAUCACAAUACCGGCCGGAAUACCGGCGCAAAAGCCCGAUGAAAAUUGUAAUGCAGGCACAGCUGUGGGCGCUGUGUUUGAUAAGUUGUCCCGAUAUUUAAAA